This is a messenger RNA of Prosopis cineraria, 1222 nucleotides long. RefSeq lists its product as uncharacterized. NCBI's taxonomy places the organism in Eukaryota, Viridiplantae, Streptophyta, Magnoliopsida, Fabales, Fabaceae. Bases 114 to 1013 code for a protein of 299 amino acids. The transcript has a single exon. The record is from RefSeq and is a predicted model, not a curated record.
UCAAUUUUUUCACCGCGGCUUGAGGCGCCAACUCCUCGCGCCAAUAGCAUCGUUCCCGCCGAAUUCUGCCCGCCCCUGGCGAACUUGUAUAUAAUCCCUACCUACCCAAACCCAUGCUUCAUCUCACUAAAUCUUCUUACUUUGCUUCUUCAUUCUCUUACUUUUCUCCAGAUUCUCUAUUGCCAACAAUGGUGGUCUCUCUUGGUCCCGGCAAAUUCUACGGCACCAGCCUUCCUCGGCCACGGAUCUACAACGACGUCAAAUUUAACGAUCACCGGGUUGAUCCUCCAGUACCAGUUGCUGAUCCGUUUAUGUCCUGGGCCAACGAAGCUCACUGGUCCAUGGGAGGUCUCAGCCUCAAGCGCUUACGCCUCCAGGGAAAGAUCGAGGGCAACGUCAACAAGCUCCGUGCCGAACGUGAAAAGCUCUUCAAGAAGCUGAAUCGCAGCCCUGUUGCCGCAUCGAUUCCUUUUGGACCCAAAAGCGAGAACGUCGUCGGUGGUAAAAGAGCAUCCCCGGUUUCACCACCACCGGCUCCCGUCCCGGCAAAGCGACGAAGAUUCCUGGCUAUGAUUGAGGAGGAUAACGAGGGGGAGGGGGAAAUUCCAGGGGAGGGGGAAAUUCCAGGGGAGGGGGAGGUUGAAAUAGUGAAUCGUAAGGUUCGUAGAAGGCUGGUGAAGAAGCUUGGCGAUGAUUUUGAUAAGGUGGCUUUGGCAAGUGAGAGGAAUUGCAUGUCUGAUUCUGGGAAUGAUAGGGGUAAAACGGGGAGCCCAUUGAAAAGUUCUCCGGACAGAUCGGACUCAAUGGCGUUGCGGACCCGCAGUCGGAGAUUGGAAAAAGGAGGUGAUAAUGCUGAUGAUGUUGCAAUGAAGGAGGUUGUAGAGGCGAGCAAAUCGAAUUCGAAAGGAAAGAAGGCUGAGAAGAACACUAACAAGAGUCAAGUAGAUAAUAGCCCUGUUCCUGGCAACAGGGUUAGAACUUCCCCAAGAUUGUCAAGCCGUAGAUCCAGUUAGCUGCGUAUUGGAAAUUCUGCAGCUUAAUUUGCCUUCUUUUGCUAAUAGGAACUAGAAAGCAAUGCUUUAAUUCAUUUCUCUUUUUGUAAUUUUGUAAUGGUGCUGCUUUUAGGUUCGUACAACUGGCUUGAUUUUAUACGGAAUCCAGAAUCUCAAAUUUCUCUUGUAUGAUGUUGAUAAUCUUUUUGAGAGGUUCGACUUUCUCUGCC